AAUAUCAGUAAGGGCAUGUCCCCAUAACACUUGUCCCCGCUAAUCUAAUCUAAGAUCUUGUAUCGGUCAUUGUAUCGCCAUUAUGUGAUGUUUAUGGGGCGUAACAGUAAAACCCAUUAUGUACACACAGUUCACGUGCUACCCACAUCAUAGCUUGAUGACGCGACCUCUAAUUAUAGAAUGCAGUAAAACCAAGAGUUUUGUACUCCUCAUACAAGUCUGUCCUCAAACCGCGGGUAAAAUAAUUAUCACUUUCCCUCCUAAGAUCGUUAUUUAAAGUGAUAAUAUCCUACGGACACGGUCCCGAAUCACAGAAAAACCGAAAGCAAAACAAUCGUUUGAUAACCAACUUCAAGGAAAUAUUGAAAUCGAAACAUCAAUUGAACAACUGGAUCCCCGUAUAUGGACGUGUGAUAUUUUGUGAAAAAGUCAAAAUAGUAUAUAUCAUUAACUGUCUGAAUACAGUCGAUUGAUGGAGAAAUUCAAAUCCUUCAAAGCAGCCAAGACUUACUUCUCGGAUACAUGGGCACCAGAGCGAAAACGGGUCAUUACAGAAUUAACAAGUAUCAAAGACGAAGUCCAGAGACAGGCGAAGAUUCAUUCUAUUGGAUCUAUUAUGUAUUCAAGUGUCGGUCUUGUCGGUGGGGGCCUGGCAAUAGCUGGAAUCGUGACGGCUCCAUUCACCUUCGGAGUUUCUCUGGGAUUAACGGUAGCUGGUAUUGUUACAGGAGUGACAUCUGGUGUUGCAGGAGUUGCUCAUGGGGUUGUCAAAUUUGGAAUCGUCAAAAGUAAAUGUAAUGAAGCGAAAACGAGUCUGGAAAAUCACAACACAUCCUCUAAGAAAAUGAAACGUUUAGUAGGAAAACUGAUGAAGGAGGUCGAUGAAUUCAAGCUGAAAAUAAAAGGAAAGAACGAAUUUGAAAUUUCUCAGAUAUGGGAUGGAAUGAAGCGUACUGGAAGUGCAAUGAUGCUUGCGAGAGGAAUAUCAGAGUUAGUGAUAAACUCCAGAGCUGCUGAUGUGUAUAGAAUAGCCGGAAAUACAGAUGAGGUUGCCAGAAUUUUAAGUCUUAGUAGUGAAUUGGGCGACUUGGUACCCUCGGCAAUGAAGGAUGUCUCUAAAGGCGCCGCCAAACUGUCAGCUGAGGCACUGAGCGUUCUUGUCGCUAUUGGAAUUGUUAUCGAUCUUGGAUCACUGAUUUACAAUGCAGUCGAUUUGUCAAAAAUGGAAAAAGGAAAGCUCUGUAGCGAAGCCGAGAAACUUGAGAAGGUUAUCAAAAAUUUGCAAGAAGAAUAUGAUGUUUUAAGCAAAUGUUUUGAUUGAUUUUUUAAUGAUCUUAUUAUAGAAGUCCAUUGUUCUAGUUUUGGGGUAAAAUACAAUGUAAUCCGCAGUGGCCCAUCCAUUAGAAAGACAUUUAAUUCAUGUACAAACAACGUAUAUAUGUUCAAUAUGAUGAUUUAACACGUUUACUCCUCUAUCCAGUGGAGAUCACCGAUCACAUCAAUUUUAAUUAUUACACUUUGCUUUCCUAAACCGUUUGUGACAUCACAAAGAAGCGUCAAUUUUACGUAGUUUGUUUAUAAAAUGUCUGGAAGCAAAGGUUCCAACAAUACACUAACGUAAAUUAAUAGGCGGAGGAUUAAGAUCUGAUAAAAAGAAUAUCCCAUGAUUUGUGGUUUGAUAUCAUUUAUAUCCAACUCCUUGUGUGAUUUCUAUCCCCGAGCCUUGAAACGAUACCCUAUAUACAUAGAUAUGUAGACUAUAUAAAGAUAUUUUAGGAUGUCAAUUUCAGAAAUAAAGAAAACGUUGUUUUGGUUGGAGUCAUAUAUUUCAGUGUUCACGUUUGUGUCCCUGAUCUGUUUAUCUUGAGGGACUGUUCAAUGUAAGUCUAUCAUCUUAUUACAAUGCAUACAAAUAAAUUUAUUAUAUACACAG
Messenger RNA from Ostrea edulis (European flat oyster), 1933 nucleotides. Its product is annotated as apolipoprotein L3-like. Gene Ontology annotation, molecular function: lipid binding. NCBI's taxonomy places the organism in Eukaryota, Metazoa, Mollusca, Bivalvia, Ostreida, Ostreidae. Gene Ontology annotation, biological process: lipoprotein metabolic process; lipid transport. Gene Ontology annotation, cellular component: membrane; extracellular region. The transcript is spliced from 3 exons. The record is from RefSeq and is a predicted model, not a curated record. The coding region runs from base 473 to 1321 and encodes 282 amino acids.